Molecule: messenger RNA, 1206 nt
Organism: Penicillium antarcticum
Lineage: Eukaryota; Fungi; Ascomycota; Eurotiomycetes; Eurotiales; Aspergillaceae
Exons: 3
Coding region: 1-1206 (401 amino acids)
Source: RefSeq, a predicted model, not a curated record
AUGUUGGCCCUUCGAGACCAAGAGAACUUGGUAAACACCCACCAGACCGCCGCGGCCGCCAAGCCCUUGAAUCAAAGCAAGCAACUGGCACCCAAGACCCCAGGCAAAGGACCACUCAAGGUACCGUUGAACGAUGAAAACAACGCAAUAGUUUUUGGAAAAGGCACUGGAAAGGCCAAGGAGAAUGGAAAGCCAGGCAAGGACGCGUUCGUUACGCCGAUGGUGAAGAAUCGCGCUCCUUUGGGUGCUAAAACAACCAACCUCAAAACCAAGAACAACCACACGCCUGCUCAGUUCGGUACCAUCAAGACAAACAGACGACAGUCAACCGCCCAAAAAAAGAAGGCCGCUCCAGUGGUACACCAAGCUCAACCCAAGGUCCACAAGGGCUCUACUAUUGAUGAUGUUCCCGAUAUUGAAUAUAUGCCCCCCAAACCCAGAGAUCUCCCAGAUCUUCCAGAUGACGUGACAUACGACACAAGCUUCCCCCAAUUUCGACCAAAGAACAGGGCGUUGGGCUUGGAGAGUGUGUAUGGGAAGCAGCAAAUCGGCAGUGAUGGACUGACAGCAAAGCAACGCAAGUUCAAGGAGGAUUCAGCCAAGUGUGACAAGAUGGUCGAUGAGAUGAUUCUAAAGCAACUCGAGGGUGUUGGCUUUGAAAGCUCGGGCAACAGCGAGCCCGCAAAGAUAACCCAGACACCAUCCACACGCUCCAAGGCACCUAUGACUACUCGGCACACGCGCAAUAUCUCUUCGCUUCGAUCUCGGGAGGCUGCUGCUGCCCUUGCUGCACCUCAGCCAACUGCGGCUCCCCAGGUAGCCCUGGCACCCAAGUCACGUUUGGGACUGGGAUCGUCGCUACUCAUGCCCAAGAGACAGACCAGAGCCCCGACCAAUCCUUCUUCCAUGCGCAACACUGCUGCUGCUGCUAACUCUAACACUACUGUUGGAUAUUCCAAAGGUAGGAGUGUUUCGUCCACCCUGCGAGAGAAGAAUGCGGAGGCACAGAAGACCUCAAGCUCUGAGGCUUUGUCCCCUGAAACCUAUAUGCAGCUGUACGGUGCCCCUCCGCUGGACUCGGAUAUGUGGACUCGCUGCAAAGCUGCUGGAUGCUUUGACACCCCAGAGGAGGUUUCUCAGGAACUUGAAUCGCUACCCACUUAUGACGAAGAUGAGGAGGCCCAGAGCUUCCAGCUCACUCUGUAG